AUGAAACGAGCAGUAUGUCAGACGCUUUGGAAGCUUGUGCAAAGGCAGACGUACACAUGUCUGUCGUCCCGGUAUGGAAUAUGGCUCUGUAUCGGAGGCUUGUUGUUGACCUUGAUCUCCGCAUUUCAGUUUGGAGAAGUUUUUCUCGAAUGGAGUAUGCAGAAGUAUGCAGUCACGUUUAAUGCCUACCACGACAACAUUCUUGGAAAUUCGUAUCAGAACAGGCUUUGUCUUCCGUUACCGAUUGAUAUCGUGUAUACAUGGGUAAACGGAAGCGAUCCCAAGUUGCUCGCAGACUUACAGAAACUCAAACUAGAAAUUGAAUUACAACAAAAUCAGACGAGAUUGAACGAAAUAGAAAAGAUGAGAAGGGAAACAAACGCUACGGACGAGGAAAUUAGUAAGAUUAUAGCUGCAAAAGCUGUAAAAUCGAAGGAGAAGGAGAAGAAGGACAAAGGAGGAGCAGGAAAAAGUGAAGAUAAAAUUGAAAACUCUCGCUGCCCAUUUGAAAAUUGCGUUCCUGCCUUUUGUGUUAUUGUAGAGAACGGUCUCCCUAGUGAUGUUCAUCUAUCACAAAUACGCGCGAUCGAUUCCUCGUUCGCGAAAGCAACGAAUUAUUACAACAUAUCUUCAUCUGGUCCAAAAAAAGAACACGUGGGUGUAAUUCAAUUCCGUGGGAAAAGCGACACCAAUGACGCUUUGAAAAUCAAGAUCCGACUUCAGGAGAAGAGUUUUCAAAGUAAAGAGGGUUACUUCACAAGUGAUGCAUCACGGCCUAAUGCAGUGAACAGUGACAAAGAAGUCAUGAUUUUAAACUUAAAAGGAGAGAUUGAAGUUGAAAAGGUCAAGAAGGAUUUGAAAGACCACUUUGGAGACAAAUUUGUCAAUUUGAUUUUUCAUGCUGACAAACUUAUUGGUGUAGCAUACUUUGCUGAUAAGACCACGGCCUCUUCUGCUUUGAAACUAACUUUGCUAGUGAAUGGUAAAUCUUUAACAUUAACCCCUGCACUCUUGAUCUGGGGUUCAUUUUCUGCAUCACAUGGCACAGAUACUGAUGAUAAGGAAGAUGCUGACAUUUCAGCGAGUCGUUUUGCAGAUAAUGAAGAGCUGAAAUAUUCUCUCCGUUCAGUUGAAAAACAUGCACCAUGGGUGCGCAAAAUUUUUAUUGUCACAAAUGGCCAAAUACCAUCUUGGCUCAACUUAGAUAAUCCUCGCCUUAAAAUAGUUACCCAUGAAGAACUCUUUCUGAAUAAGAGCCAUCUUCCAACGUUUAGUUCUCCAGCCAUUGAAUCCCACCUUCAUCGUAUCCCUGGUUUAUCACCAAAGUUUAUCUAUCUUAAUGAUGAUGUUAUGUUUGCUGAUGAUGUUUGGCCAGAUGAUUUCUACACUCAUGCUAAUGGACAAAAAAUAUAUUUAACCUGGCCUGUCCCAAACUGUAAUGAGGGCUGA
Molecule: messenger RNA, 1449 nt
Organism: Stylophora pistillata
Lineage: Eukaryota; Metazoa; Cnidaria; Anthozoa; Scleractinia; Pocilloporidae
Product: N-acetylglucosamine-1-phosphotransferase subunits alpha/beta
Biological process (GO): carbohydrate phosphorylation; N-glycan processing to lysosome
Cellular component (GO): Golgi apparatus
Molecular function (GO): UDP-N-acetylglucosamine-lysosomal-enzyme N-acetylglucosaminephosphotransferase activity; calcium ion binding
Source: RefSeq, a predicted model, not a curated record